AUGGAAGUUUAUAAGGAGUUUUAUACUUUUAUAAAGCAUUUCCCUGCUGAUCUAACAAGGUUGAAUGAAAGUGGUAAUGAAAAUCAAAAAAAAAACAAAAAGAAUAAGCAAGAUCCUUCUGUUAAUAAUUAAUCUUAAUAAAAUCAAAAAAAUAACAAAAACUCUCAAAAGGCAAACAAAUCACAAUAAUCAAAAGAAGAAAAUUCAGGUCCUACAAUUAAUGAAUUGAGGUAAAAGUUAUAAAACAAGAUUAAAGAGUAGAGAGAGAAACACUCCUCUAAGAAUCCUGAAAAGAUAAAAAAAGCUAUCUAAAAGGAGAAGGUGAAAUAGUAGAACACUCAAAAGCAAUAAAAGAAGAACCAAAAUAACAAAGACGACAAUAAAGGUGCUUAAACUGGAAAGGGAGGCAAUUAAAAUAAUCAAGCUGCUGAAAAGUAAAAUAACAAUAACAAUAAGAAUUUCAAGAAUAAAGAUCAAAAGAAGCAACACGCUUAACAAAAGUAACACUAAUAGAAUAACAACAAGGCUAACAUUAAGGGAAACAAAAAUAAAGAUUAAAGAUAGAGAGCUGGAUUUGAAGGCAAAAGAAAUAAAAAAUUUAAGCACAAAUGA
Molecule: messenger RNA, 612 nt
Organism: Tetrahymena thermophila SB210
Lineage: Eukaryota; Ciliophora; Oligohymenophorea; Hymenostomatida; Tetrahymenidae
Exons: 1
Source: RefSeq, a predicted model, not a curated record